AUGGGGACGGCAAAGCAAGCCCGUGCUGAAGCCUACGAAGCCACGAAGCCUUCCCCCGACCGCGGUGCCGCCCAGGAAUUCCUCAGCGCCACUGGCCUCUCUGCCUCUGAGUCUGCCGUUCCUGACUGGCAACAGUCGCAGCUACUUUCCACGAUCGCGCAAUGGCUUGAUUCUGCCCGUGACCCUUUGUCCUCACCUUAA
This is a messenger RNA of Aspergillus puulaauensis, 201 nucleotides long. RefSeq lists its product as uncharacterized. The transcript has a single exon. The record is from RefSeq and is a predicted model, not a curated record. Bases 1 to 201 code for a protein of 66 amino acids. NCBI's taxonomy places the organism in Eukaryota, Fungi, Ascomycota, Eurotiomycetes, Eurotiales, Aspergillaceae.